UAAAUAAUGGCAUCAAUAAGCAAUAGUAAUAAUCAGCUAACUGUGCUAAUAGCACCGGGAUCAUUUGUCGGUCCGCUAAUGUCGGCCAUCGGUAUUGGCGAAGUAUUGCGCGACAGUGGCCACUAUCGGGUAGUAUUUGCCGUCACUGUUGACUGGCGCCAAAAAUUGCAAACAAUGAACUUCGAGGUUGAACUUAUCGGUGAGGAACAGUCGGUAGUGGAUAGUGUCGAAACCAAUGUCGAAGUAUCUCAGAGACUAUCAGGUAAUCAAAGUCUAUUAGAUAAGUCGGUUAUGUUGUAUGAAACGUGGAAUGAUUACAUACCGGUGCUGGAAGUCAAUGAACAGUACUAUCGGGCUGUUAUUCAGCGGAUACGACCUGAUGUUAUUGUUAGCGAACAUUUGAAUAUAUCGCCAACGAUUAUCAACUACCAGUGCGUUAAAGUAUAUUUCAAUAGUAACGGUGCACUAAUGUUGGAUAUGAUACACGAUGACCCAAGAUUGCCGCCAUCGCAAUUAGGAUUGUCAGUUAAUAGCGACAAACAAGAGUGGGAAGAGUGUAGAAGCAAACUAACAAAAGCUAAAAACAUUUCGUUCAAUCAGUGGAACAGUUGGCUUCAAGGAAACGGAUGUCCGCCAUUGCCUAAGAAUCAAUUUCUAUAUCCAUCUCCCGAUGCAAACUUUUAUUUGACACCCAAAGAGCUAGACUAUACUGAUAUUAGGCCACUGCCCGACAAUUACUAUCAGUUUGACUAUUUUAAACGUACAGCCAAUGAUGACGAUGUGUUUGAACUGCCGGAACAAUUCAGACAAAAAUCAGGAAAAUUGAUUUACUUUUCGUUGGGAUCGAUGGGCAGCGCAGAUGUCGAUCUAAUGAAACGUUUGGUCGGUAUGUUAGCCAACUCAGAGCACAGGAUUAUUGUAUCGAAAGGUAUCAAACACGACAAGUAUGAGUUGGCGGACAACAUGUGGGGCGAGAGGUUUGUCCCGCAGAUAAAAGUGUUGCCAAUUGUCGAUCUAUUCAUAACACACGGCGGAAAUAACUCGGUGACCGAAUGUAUGUAUUUCGGUAAACCUAUGAUAGUGUGUCCCAUAUUUUUCGAUCAAUACGAUAACGCACAGAGAGUUGAGGACAAGGGUUACGGUAUACGACUCAAUCCAUACGAGUGCUCUGAACAACAAUUAUUGCAAUCAAUUGAUAAACUAUUAAAUGACACAAAAUUGUCUGAAAAAUUGUCAAAAGCGGCCAAAAGAAUACAAACUGAUAAACAAAUUGAAAAAAUACCAGAAAUUUUUGAUAGAUUAGUCAAAAAUAAAUUAAAUGUUUAA
This is a messenger RNA of Oppia nitens, 1326 nucleotides long. RefSeq lists its product as uncharacterized. NCBI's taxonomy places the organism in Eukaryota, Metazoa, Arthropoda, Arachnida, Sarcoptiformes, Oppiidae. The coding region runs from base 7 to 1326 and encodes 439 amino acids. The transcript has 2 exons. Gene Ontology annotation, molecular function: UDP-glycosyltransferase activity. The record is from RefSeq and is a predicted model, not a curated record.